Molecule: messenger RNA, 1285 nt
Organism: Bursaphelenchus okinawaensis
Lineage: Eukaryota; Metazoa; Nematoda; Chromadorea; Rhabditida; Aphelenchoididae
Source: the annotation of a GenBank genome assembly
AUGGCUGCCAGGCCAGUUGUAACUGUCUACAAUGAAAAGAACGAGCCCUCGGGUACUGAAGUCAAGCUACCAGCUGUCUUCCGUGCUCCCAUCCGUCCUGAUGUUGUGAGCUUCAUCCACGACCAGAUCGCCAAGAACAAGCGUCAACCAUACGCCGUCUCCGACAAGGCCGGUAAGUGAAUAUUAUUUAGUUUUGAUUCUGUUUUUAGGUCAUCAAACUUCGGCCGAAUCAUGGGGAACUGGACGUGCUGUUGCUCGUAUCCCUCGUGUCCGUGGUGGUGGUACUCACCGUUCUGGUCAAGCUGCCUUCGGUAACAUGUGCCGUGGAGGUUCUUUGGCCGCUCCAACCAAGACCUACCGCCGCUGGCACCGUCGUGUGAAUGUAGCUCAACGUCGUUUCGCCGUCGCUUCAGCUAUUGCCGCCUCUGGAGUUCCAUCUUUGGUUCAAGCUCGCGGACACGUUAUUGACAAGUUGAACGAGAUCCCAUUGGUCGUCUCUGAAAAGAUCGAGAGCUUGAAGAAGACCAAGGAUGCCGUCGCUUUCUUGAAGCGCGUCAACUUGUGGGACGAUAUCGAGAAGGUUGGUUUUGGUUUUUUAAGGUUAUUUUUCUUUUAGAUAUAUACUUUAUUAUUGUUGUUGAAUUUUAAAAUUAAAGGAAUUAUUUUUAGUCAAAAAGUUUGUUUGGAUGUUUUGUGUAAAUAUUUUGAUCUUUGAAAACCUAUUUUUUAUAUUAUGCAAUUGAAAGCUUUUACUAGCUAUUUUUAAUUUUUUAUCUUUUAGGUAUAUGCCUCCAAGCGCCAACGUGCCGGCCGUGGUAAGAGCCGCAACCGUCGCCACAAGCAAAAGCGUGGCCCAGUCAUCGUCUACGCUAACGAUGGUGGUUUGACUCACGCCUUCAGAAACAUCCCAGGUGUUACUCUCCAAAAGGUCACCGCCUUGAACUUGUUGAAGAUCGCCCCAGGAGGUCACCUCGGCCGUCUCAUCGUCUGGACCGAAGGAGCUUUCCGCAAGUUGGACUCCGUCUUCGGAACCUUCGCCCGCAAGUCCGACCAAAAGAAGGGCUUCAUCCUUCCCCGUGCCAAGAUGGUCAACUCCGACUUCAAGAGAAUCGUCAACAGUGAAGCCGUAUUGAAUGCUCUGGCACCAAAAUCAAUCAAGAGCACCGUUCGUAAAGUACACCGCAAUCCACUCAGACAAAAGAAGAUCAUGGCUCGAUUGAACCCAUACUCGGAAGUCAUUCGCCGAGCCGCUAUUUUGGCCUCCGCCAAGACAGCACAAAAAUAA